GAUGAGCCGUAUGAGAAUGGUGAUAUCUGUGGUUGUUUUGCUGUUGUUUCUGGUGUCGCGUCUGUCUGGUGAACAGACUGUUCCAGAACUUGGGAAUGACAUCAUUCAACAUGGCGUCGAGGCCAAAACCCAGAGGCGUGAGGCAGCAAAUGCCUCUCAUCAGCAGCAGGCCUGCGUACCUGACAUCCACACCGUGCUGAGAGAAAUGAGCGCCCUAUUGGCUGAACAGAGGACUGAGCUGAGGCAUCUAAAAACAGAAAACCAAGCUCAGUCAGUCAAGCUGGGAGAACUGGAGGAGCAGAAGAAACAGGUGGAAGAACUCAAGAGACAGCUCACAGCUCAAGCUGCAGAACUCACCUCUGUGAAAGCAAAAUCAAAUAAUAUAGAAAAUCAAGUGGAGGAUCUAAAAAGAGACAGGCAAGUCAAAAAGGUGGCCUUCUCAGCCUCUCUUCUGGCCUCAGGCUCAGGGACUAUUGGGCCUGUCAACACACAUAUGAAUCUGGUCUUCAGAAACGUCAUCACAAACAUUGGAAAUGCCUACAACCCAAACACAGGUUUCUUCAUUGCACCAGUGAGAGGUGCCUACCAUUUUGAGUACCAUGUGGGUGCAAGUGCACAUGCUUCAUAUGCUUCAGGCGCGGUCUUAGUCAGGAAUGGUCAACAUGUAUUUAUUGCCUAUGGACACCAAAAUUUCGGCUAUGGGACCUCCUCUAAUAGUGCUUCACUGCUCCUACAGCAAGGAGAGGUCGUGUUUCUCCGUCUCUGGACAAACACCAGGAUACAUGACAAUGAUAAUAACCACAGCACCUUCAGCGGCCACCUGCUAUUCGCCAUGUGACGACUAGACAGCAGUGUGUCAACAGCAUUGUGUUUACUAACAUAAUGAUGAUGGGGUCUGUUUUGUGGGAUUUUAGGAUGUUUAUAAUAGGAAAAAACUGCUGGUAUUUCACCGAUGGGAAAGACAAGGAGUAAAUACUGUAAAUCAUUGCUUUUGUGAAGCUGUAUGAAAGAACUGAGUAUUAUUGGUUUAUCUAGCUUGUGGGAUAGUAGUCUUUUUGUACUGGAUUUCUGUCUUUGACAUAAAUAAAGAGUAUUGAUGA
This is a messenger RNA of Lampris incognitus (smalleye Pacific opah), 1100 nucleotides long. RefSeq lists its product as uncharacterized. The record is from RefSeq and is a predicted model, not a curated record. The transcript is spliced from 5 exons. Lineage: Eukaryota; Metazoa; Chordata; Actinopteri; Lampriformes; Lampridae. Bases 2 to 838 code for a protein of 278 amino acids. Gene Ontology annotation, molecular function: protein binding.